Saprolegnia parasitica CBS 223.65 is the source of this 1107-nucleotide messenger RNA. RefSeq lists its product as hypothetical. Gene Ontology annotation, molecular function: biotin synthase activity; 2 iron, 2 sulfur cluster binding. The record is from RefSeq and is a predicted model, not a curated record. Gene Ontology annotation, cellular component: mitochondrion. Gene Ontology annotation, biological process: biotin biosynthetic process. NCBI's taxonomy places the organism in Eukaryota, Oomycota, Saprolegniomycetes, Saprolegniales, Saprolegniaceae. The coding region runs from base 1 to 1107 and encodes 368 amino acids. The transcript has 3 exons.
AUGCUCUCCCGCGUCGUCCUCCGCGCCCCGCGCGCCGCCCGCGCCGCCUCGUCGCUCUCGCUGAACGGCGUCUCGUCCGAAGUCCGCACGGACUGGAGCUACGACGAGGUCAAGGAGAUCUACAACAAGCCGCUGCUCGAGCUCAUCUACCAGGCCGCGACCGUCCACCGCAUCCACUUUGACCCGCGCGAGGUGCAGCAAUGCACGCUCCUCUCGAUCAAGACGGGCGGUUGCACCGAGGACUGCAAGUACUGCUCGCAGUCGUCCAAGCACAAGACGUUUGUCAAGCCCGAGCCGCGCAAGAAGGUCGACGAGGUGCUCGAGAUGGCCGCCCGUGCCAAGGCGGCCGGCAGCACGCGCUUCUGCAUGGGCUCGGCGUGGCGUGAGGUCGGCAAGAAGAACGCGUUCAAGGACGUGCUCACCAUGGUGCGCGAAGUCAACGGCAUGGGCAUGGAGGUGUGCUGCACGCUCGGCAUGAUCACGGAAGAGCAGGCCGUCCAGCUCAAGGAGGCCGGCCUCGCGGCCUACAACCACAACCUGGAUACGAGCCGUGAGCACUACCCUAACGUCAUCACGACGCGUACGUACGACGAUCGCCUCAACACGAUCGCCAACGUCCGCAAGGCCGGUAUCUCGGUCUGCUGCGGUGGUAUCCUCGGCAUUGGCGAGAAGGACGACGACCGCGUCGGUCUCUUGCACACGCUCGCCACGAUGGAAGAACACCCCGAGUCGGUGCCCGUCAACGCCCUCGUGUCGGUUCAAGGUACGCCGCUUGCGGACGCCAACUUAAAGGCGGUCACUGCCUUUGACAUGGCGCGCGCGAUCGCGACCGCCCGCAUCCUCAUGCCCAAGACCAUGGUGCGCCUCAGCGCGGGUCGCAUGUCGUUCUCGGACGCGGAGCAGGGUUUCCUCUUCAUGGCCGGUGCCAACUCGAUCUUCAACGGCGACACGCUCCUUACGACGUCCAACCCGGCGUUUGAGAAGGACAACCAGCUCUUCACCGACUUGGGUCUUGUCGGCAAGAAGUCGCACACGGCCAACAAGAAGACGCCGUACGUGGUCAAGGUCACGCACUCGGCGACCGAGCCCCAGGUCGCGUCCAUGUAA